Molecule: messenger RNA, 2100 nt
Organism: Saccharomyces paradoxus
Lineage: Eukaryota; Fungi; Ascomycota; Saccharomycetes; Saccharomycetales; Saccharomycetaceae
Gene: SSY5
Product: Ssy5p
Exons: 1
Coding region: 1-2100 (699 amino acids)
Source: RefSeq, a predicted model, not a curated record
AUGGUCAGAUUUUUUGGUUUAAAUAAGAAAAAGAACGAAGAAAAGGAAAAUACCGAUUUGCCUGCAGACAAUGAACAAAACGCAGAAGAAAUUUCGUCUGGUAACGUACCUGGGAAUGAAGAAAAAAUAGAUCCUACCAGUCAUGAUACCCACCCUGCAAGUACGAACAAUGAUGAUGCGUCUACGACGUUUGAUUCCUCCAUACAAUCGUCGUCCAUAUUUUCUAGAGGAAGAAUGACUUAUGGAACGGGAGCCUCUUCUAGCAUGGCCACAUCAGAAAUGCGUAGUCAUAGCAGCGGGCAUAGUGGAUCUAAGAAUAGUAAAAACUUACAGGGUUUUAUAGAUGUCGGGAAACCACUAAGAGCGGUGAGCUUCUUGAAUCCUGUCAAAGAAGAAGAAUCUCAAGAUGCGCAGAGUACUUCAGAUGUUAGCUCUUCAACGUCCUCAACAUUAGCAACUUCAGGAAAUGCAAGGGAAAACAGUUUCAGUUCCAGGAGAACCAUCACUUUGGAGUACGUUCACAAAAGUCUGUCUGAGCUAGAGGAAAAUCUAGUUGAUAUAAUGGACGAUAUUCAUCAGGAUGUUAUCAGUAUUUCAAAAGCAGUCAUUGAGGCCAUCGAAUAUUUUAAAGAAUUCUUACCGAUAAUACGAGAGAGAAUACCAUACAGAAUAAAUUUAGAAAAAUCGUCUGCAUUACGGAAAAUUAAUAAAAUUGUAUUACAUUUUUUGGAUAAUUUAUUGGUUUCUGACGCAUUUUCCAAUUCCAGGUCGAUACUAUUGCGAAGAUUCUACUUUUUUUUGAAGAAGCUAAAUCUUAUUGCAGACGAUGAUUUGAUAUCGGAAUCAGGUGUUUUACCAUGUUUGUCCGUUUUUUGUAUUGACGGCCAUUGCAAUUUACCAAGUAUGGAUAAAUUGGGUAUGAUUCUAGACGAAUUGACCAAAAUGGAUUCUUCGAUAAUAUCUGACCAAGAAGGUGCUUUUAUAGCACCUAUACUAAGAGGUGUGACUCCGAAGAGUUCGAUUCUUACAAUAAUGUUUGGCUUACCUAACCUGCAACAUGAACACUACGAAAUGAUAAAGGUUCUCUAUUCGUUGUUCCCAGAUGUACACAUGUAUUGUGUGAAAGAUUGCAUUAAAAAGGCUGCGUCGGCAAUAGGUAGCAUUCCGUCUCAUACAGAACCAAAUAUCGACCCCAUAGCACCAACUAAAUUUCAGUUUUCGCCCCCAUAUACAGUUUCGGAAAAUCCACUAGAAUUGCCUAUUUCCAUGUCUUUGUCCACUGAGACAAGCACUAAAAUCACAGGUACUUUAGGAGGUUAUCUAUUCCCGCAGACUGGUAAUGAUAAAAAAUUUUCUCAAUUUGCAAGCUGCUCAUUCGCCAUUACGUGCGCUCACGUUGUAUUAUCUGAGAAGCAAGAUUAUCCGAACGUCAUGGUCCCUUCUAAUGUUUUACAGACUUCAUAUAAGAAGGUUUUAGCGAAAGAAUCAGAUAGGUAUCCUGAUGGUUCAAUGGAGAAAACAGCUUUUUUGGAGGAGGUGCAAAGAAUAGAUCAAAACUUGAAGUGGCAGAAAUCAAAUAAAUUUGGCCAGGUAGUUUGGGGCGAGAGAGCAAUUGUAGAUCACAGGCUAUCAGAUUUUGCUAUCAUCAAAGUUAAUUCGUCAUUCAAAUGUCAAAAUACCCUAGGUAAUGGCUUGAAAUCAUUGCCUGAUCCAACCUUAAGAUUUCAAAACUUACAUGUGAAACGGAAAAUUUUCAAAAUGAAGCCUGGCAUGAAAGUAUUUAAAAUAGGCGCUUCUACGGGAUAUACUUCAGGCCAGUUGAAUUCUACGAAAUUGGUUUAUUGGGCGGACGGGAAGCUACAAAGUAGCGAAUUCGUCGUUGCAUCGCCGACACCUUUAUUUGCAAGCGCGGGGGAUUCAGGUGCAUGGAUCUUAACCAAGUUAGAAGAUCGUCUAGGUUUGGGACUGGUAGGUAUGUUGCAUUCAUACGAUGGUGAACAGAGACAGUUUGGUUUGUUCACACCUAUAGGUGAUAUCCUAGAGAGAUUGAAUGCCGUAACUAAAAUUCAAUGGGAUAUUGAUCCACAAUUAGAUGGAUAA